Molecule: messenger RNA, 1305 nt
Organism: Danaus chrysippus (African queen)
Lineage: Eukaryota; Metazoa; Arthropoda; Insecta; Lepidoptera; Nymphalidae
Source: the annotation of a GenBank genome assembly
AUGGAGCGAACGGGCGAGCUGUUGGAUUCCGACAGCGCGUCAAGUCAUAUGAGCGUGGCGAGCGUUAAUUCUAAACGCGUACGAAAACGCACUAGGGAUUGUGCAGACUCAGGGUCGGAAUCGGUUUUAAGUGACUCAGUCAUGCCGCCCCCCAAAGUCGGUGCCAAAAAAGGAGGAAGAGGUAGGCCUGCCACUACCGGCAAAUACGUCGGUAUCGGCCUAUCCAGGCGUGAGGCUGCGGCUGCAAUGAAGGCCGCAGCAGCCGCCGAGAAAUUAGAGGAGGAUGAGCGACAGAUUGCGGCUCUGACGAAAAGAGUGGUUGAAGGGAGAGUCACUCGUCUAUCGCAGUCGUCGUCCGCCGUCUCAAAUAUAGAUGUAGAGGCAGAAGAUUUACCGGCCUCCGAUCUUAAUCAAAGAUUGUCCGACGCGGUUGCAGCUAUAAAAAGAGUGAGCAGGGUCUCCAAGGGCCUUAGCGGUUGCAGCCAGAAAGCACUAAAAGAGGCCACGGCCUCAAUUCUGGAAAGUGCUCAGGUGCUAUUAACUCGCACCACAACAGAAGAGAUUGCGCUGCUGCGGGCCCAGAAUGCAAAGCUCGUAACGCAAAUGGCGGAGCUCCGGAAGGAGCACGAUGAGCUCAAGGAAGAGAUGAAAAACUUUCGCCGCGAGCAGCUUAGGAAGGAAGUGGGCCUUCCGUCCGCAGUACCGCUACCGCAGUCGCAGUCACAGCCGUUGAAGCAGCAGUCAUCUCAGGAGACGGAGUUACUUCGCCUGAUCCGUCAGGAGAUGGCAAGUUUUAACGCGCGCUUCUCAGUGCUUGAGGGGAGAAUUCUACGUCCCCCCAUAGCUGCAGACCAACACAGUAGACCAGCGACGAUAAAUGUCGAGGAAACCGUAGCAGCCCAAAAAUCAACGGUUCCAACUGCUACUUCGCAAAAGGAAACUGCGGGGCCUAAAUCCAAAAAGCAGUUAAAAAAAGCGGCUAAACUGGCCAAAAAGGCAGAUGACACUCCUAUUUCGCGGGCACAAACUGCUGAAUCAGGAGCGUGUGAACCCGCCACUAGAGCUGAGGCGGAGUGGACAGUUGUGGGCGCCGCCCAAAAAAGUAAAGCGGCUCGCCAGCGGGCCAAAAAGCAAGCCCAGAAGAAACAAGAGGCCGCCAAGUCCCAGACGUCGGCUCAUCCGCCGACUAAAACCACAGAUAAGACAAAGAAGGCAACCAGCUCCUCGCAGCCGGUUCACCAGCCGGUUGUGACAAUACACCCGGAGAGGACCAGGGAGGACACAACGACCAUGGACACACAAUAA